Prunus armeniaca (apricot) is the source of this 183-nucleotide messenger RNA. NCBI's taxonomy places the organism in Eukaryota, Viridiplantae, Streptophyta, Magnoliopsida, Rosales, Rosaceae. The record is from the annotation of a GenBank genome assembly.
AUGAUUGGGUUUAGCUGGAAAUCAAUACCAAUGUUGAGAUUGGCAGAGCUUUUAAUCAAAUUUAGCCAUGGAGAGGCUUUUCAAAUGGGCAGAACUGAGAUCUCUUCAGUAUGGACUGGACUGGAAGUGGCUGGAUUGGCGAUUGUUGGUUUGGAACUCUACUUCAGUACCUAUUCUACUUGA